CAAAAGCUUGAAGACAAAUAUGAAAUGACAGUCUAUACUAUGGGAUCUCGUUCUUAUGCCAAAAAAAUUACUGAAUUUCUUGAUCCCGAUAAAAAGUUUUUUGCUAACCGAAUAUUAUCACGCGAGGACGGCUUUGAUCAGAAUUUCAAGACGCCCGCGCUAAAGUCAUUGUUUCCCCAUAAAACAUCGCAACUUGUUAUUAUUGAUGAUCGUGAAGAUAUUUGGAAUAACAUUGCAAAUUUGAUUCCCGUUUCUCGUUAUGUUUUUUUUCACGGCGUUACUGAUUUGAAUGCCACGCAGAGAGAUAGAAAGCACCAAGAAGAAGAAGAAAUUCUAUUUGAAGAUAAUAAAAACUAUAAAGUCCCAAGUUUAUCAGAACUUGAUGAUCCGCCUGAAGAAAUAAGCAAAAGCACUGAAGAUGCUGCACUGUACACUUUUAGUCAAAAGCAACGUGAAGUGUAUCCUCAAUUUCCUCAAUUGUUUAUCGCAAACACGCCCAAGUCUGUAUUAAAAAAAGAGUUAACAAAAGCAAUAGCCAGUUGCACAUUUAUGGCGGCCUCCCUCACCGAUGAAUAUAGACUGGCUUGGAGAAAAAAGGGAAUGAAGCGUAUAUUAUCUGAUCUUUCUAAAAUCCUCUUCUACAAUUUUGAUCAUGCGGUUGUCCAGUUGAGGGCGUGCCGACUUUCUUUCGGGCCGGACGAGUACAAGACUUUUGGAAGUUCUGAGAAAGAUGAUUUUCCUAUCUUGUGGAAUUUAUUAUUUCCGUCUGCUCCACUUCAUGAUCCUGAUGAUGUCUUGUUCAGCUUAUAUACUGUCCUUGAGAAUGUUCACUUUCUUUAUUAUGAAACUUUUUCUCAUACUGAAGAGGCUGACUGUGGAAAAAUAAUACCACAGCUGAAAGGCGAUAUUUUAGCAGGAAUAACCAUUUUGUUUUCUGGUGUUUUUCCUAAAGAUUCAAGAAAUAUUACUACUAACGAACUUAUGCAGAACGCAAUAAAGUUUGGGGCCAAAAUUACUGACGUAUUGGAUGAAACUGUGACUCACGUUCUUGGGAUGAGGACUAUAACCACCAAAAUUCAAGAUGCUCGCAGAUUGGAGGGAAUAAAAAUUGUGCAUGUCAAUUGGUUGCGUGACUGUAUUGCUCAUUGGAAACUUUUACCUGAAGCUAAAUAUCAACUGUUUUAUGUUCCUGUGGGUAACACAAGCGCGCGAGAAAUUUGCUCAAGUAAUGAAAUGAAACAAAAAAGUUGUGAACAAAUUGAAUUUGUGAAUCCGUCAAAAAAAAUUUGCGCUGAUGAAGAAGACGAGCAUAACAGCAGCGAAUCAACUGAAGGCAUUCUGUUUAAUAGUAGCGUUACGGAAAGUGACGACGGUGAUUGGCUGGAUAUGGGGGAUGUAUUGGACGAAUAA
Molecule: messenger RNA, 1410 nt
Organism: Zophobas morio
Lineage: Eukaryota; Metazoa; Arthropoda; Insecta; Coleoptera; Tenebrionidae
Product: RNA polymerase II subunit A C-terminal domain phosphatase-like
Exons: 14
Coding region: 25-1410 (461 amino acids)
Molecular function (GO): RNA polymerase II CTD heptapeptide repeat phosphatase activity
Source: RefSeq, a predicted model, not a curated record